Molecule: messenger RNA, 4660 nt
Organism: Equus quagga
Lineage: Eukaryota; Metazoa; Chordata; Mammalia; Perissodactyla; Equidae
Gene: LUC7L2
Product: LUC7 like 2, pre-mRNA splicing factor
Exons: 13
Coding region: 264-1439 (391 amino acids)
Biological process (GO): mRNA splice site recognition
Cellular component (GO): U1 snRNP; U2-type prespliceosome
Molecular function (GO): mRNA binding
Source: RefSeq, a predicted model, not a curated record
UAUAAAGUUUGUAUAUGUGAAUCAGUGUAACUCAUACCCAUGUAACUGGGGGUCUGACUGUAUUUGGAUUUUUCUGAUAAGGCAUCAUGGGCUAAGGAAAAGAGCAUUGGGCUGAGACUCAGGAGACCUGGUUUCUAGCCCCAGCUGUACCUCUAAUUGUAACCUUGGUUGUGAACCAUGUGCAAUGAUGUUUGACCUGUGUGAUUCAACCUGAAAAGAAUUUAACCAGCUGCCCUUGCUGAGUCUUUUGUCAUGUCUCCUGAAUGCAUGCCUUCACAGUUGUUGAUCACAUAGCAUGGUCAUCCACUCACAGCUUAAAAAAAUACAGGGAGCAUCGGAGAGAAUGGGUUCAAUGUAUCUAUGCCUGCCCACUUCAAUCCGCAAGGGAGUGUCAGAAAGGCCCCGCAUUCGCCGAGCCCAGCAAAAGGGAGACACUUCAGCUGGAACAAAAUAGUGGAAGAAAUGGCGUCUGGGGUUCAGUGGGGAUUCGCAGAGAUACUACUCGUCAACGAAUCAAAUUCAGUGAUGACAGAGUAUGCAAGAGUCACCUUCUCAACUGUUGCCCUCAUGAUGUCCUCUCUGGAACUAGAAUGGACCUUGGAGAAUGUCUGAAAGUCCAUGACCUGGCUUUAAGAGCGGAUUAUGAAAUUGCAUCCAAAGAACAAGAUUUUUUCUUUGAACUUGAUGCUAUGGAUCAUCUGCAGUCAUUCAUUGCAGAUUGUGAUCGAAGAACAGAAGUGGCUAAGAAAAGAUUAGCAGAAACUCAAGAAGAGAUUAGUGCUGAAGUGGCAGCAAAGGCAGAACGUGUUCAUGAGUUAAAUGAAGAAAUUGGUAAAUUGUUGGCCAAGGUGGAACAACUAGGAGCUGAAGGGAAUGUGGAAGAAUCCCAGAAAGUAAUGGAUGAAGUAGAGAAAGCACGGGCAAAGAAGAGAGAAGCAGAGGAAGUUUAUCGGAAUUCUAUGCCAGCUUCAAGUUUCCAACAGCAGAAACUUCGAGUCUGUGAAGUCUGCUCUGCCUAUUUAGGUCUUCAUGAUAAUGACAGAAGAUUGGCCGAUCAUUUUGGGGGUAAAUUGCACCUGGGAUUUAUUGAAAUAAGAGAGAAGCUUGAAGAAUUAAAGAGAGUCGUCGCUGAGAAGCAGGAGAAAAGAAACCAGGAACGCCUAAAACGAAGAGAAGAAAGGGAGAGAGAAGAAAGAGAGAAGCUGAGGAGGUCUCGAUCACAUAGCAAGAAUCCAAAAAGAUCCAGGUCCAGAGAGCAUCGCAGACAUCGGUCUCGCUCCAUGUCACGGGAACGGAAGAGGAGAACUCGAUCCAAAUCCCGGGAGAAACGCCAUCGCCACAGAUCCCGUUCCAGCAGCCGCAGCCGCAGCCGCAGCCACCAGAGAAGCGGGCACAGUUCUAGAGACAGGAGCAGAGAGCGAUCCAGGAGGAGGUACUGAGGCAUCCGUAAGAGGAGUGGCGCUCCCUUUAUGAUUGAGAGUUGGAUACUGUUGGUUUGCAACUUGCCUCUGGUGAUAUGUACACAUUUGUGUGGGUGUAUAACGUAUUUUUCCCUGAUUAUAUGGGUAAUUCAAUAAGAACAUACAUAUGAGCCAGAGUAAGAAAUUGGAACCAAUAUGUGCAGAGGUUACUGCUUUUCUCUGCUUACAGUGUCUUGUAAAAAAAGUACUUUAUGGGCAAAUAAUUUUAGGUACCAAUACUCGGAGUUUUUUCAGUAUGUAUUGGCAAAUUAGGGGCUCUGAGAAGUCCUUUCAUUAAAAGUCUUUUAGCUUUGUUUGACUCAUUGUUUUCCAGACUUCUUUGAACUUGUGCACUUUUUCAGAGCAGACACAUUCUAGUAUUCUUAUUUAAUCUGCACUUAGGUAUAUGCAUUGUUAUAUACAGUUACUUGGCAGGGCAGAUUCAGAAUCUUAAGAAGUUACACUUCCUUGACGUGAAAACUCAAAACGUGCAAGGAGGGUAGACUUAGAGUGAGGAAUGUUUAAGGACCUGAGUAUCUAUUCAGGACAGACAAAGAAUUCUCAUGUGAUGGAGCCUCAGCAUUCGCAGUCUGUGUAGACCAAGCUCCCAGAGCUUCUCAGGUCAUCUGAUGGCCCUUAAGCCAGGUGAUUUCUAUGGAACAUAAACCAUGCUUAAAAUAGCUUUUUUCUUGCCAACUCUUCUUAAGCGUAUGUAUGACAGACUUUUUGAGUGCCUGGUACCUACUAGUCUUAAAUUUUCUAUGGAUUACUCCACAUAAAGCCCAUGAUAGAAUCCACAGAAAGCUGUUGAAAAUCUUUUUUCUUUUUGACCCUGAACCAGUCAUUCCCUGAAACUACUUGCAAGCUCAGUUGGUUAAUAGGCUCUCAAUCAGUAUUUUAUUUAUUAUAUUCUUGCCUUGUUCCAAGUAGGGUUUUUUUUUUUCGGGAUUCUUUUUUUCCCCCCACCUUUAUUGAGCUAUAAUUGACAAAUAAAAUUGUAAGAUAUUUAAAGUGUACAUCGUGAUGAUUUGAUAUAUGUAUACUUUGUGAAAGGAUCCCACCAUUAGUUAAUUAACACCAUCACUGCACAUAUUUUCUUUGGUGAGAACAUUUAAGUUCUAUUCUCUUAGCGGACCACGCAGUUCUUAAGGUGACUUCAGUCAGUAAGAAUUGUAUACUUUCUACUCUACUAGCCUAGUAAAAAAAUAACAAAGAAAUACAACAUAGUUAAACAACUUUGAGUGAGUUAGAACACAGGACUAACAUCUUUGACAAUAAUGAGACUGAUAUAAGACCUAAUAUAUUAUAACGUACUAAACUUUAUAUCAUAGAGUAAAUAAUACAGGAAUUUAGAUGAGGGAGAUUCCAGAGUGAUAAAAAAUGGCUUCAGGUAGUAGAUAAAACUUGAAUAAAGUAGGUAUAAUUUGAAUAGGUAAAACCAGGUAGGAAAAAGGUAUUCAAGAUAGAGUGAAUAUCACAAGCAAAUAAAGAAAACAAGCAAGGAAUUUCUAAGGGACAGAGUUCCCCAUAGUGUCAUUUGUAGACCACUUAUCUCACACUCUUAAAACUGUGGGCACCAAGUGCAUUGCCCAGAAAAUUGCAUUUAAAAAAAUUCUCCGUGAGUCGUAUCUGUGGUAUAAAUUUUGAGAAUCAUCCUUCUGGUUGAUGGAAGAUGUAGACCAUUUCCCUUGUCAGCCUGCCCACCUGUCAUUGUUUCUGGUGUCUGAAUGUUUAAAGGCCUUCAUUGGUGGUGGGGAUGGAAGGGAUGGGCAUGAAGUCUCCUCAUCUGAGAUUGGGUUUUCCUCGUCCCUAAUGCUUCCUGCAUUUAUGAAGUUGUAUAGGAAAUUUUUCCACCAUACUACAUGACACCUCUAAUCUAAUAUUUUCAGCAUGUUCAUAAAGAGGAUUAUUUAUUAUAAAUUUUGCUUUCCUUAAGAGCACUUCUAAUCCUUAUAUGCAAAUUAUUCUUUCAAAGUAACAUUCUUUGUUUUUGCCAAAAAUUAGCAGACAAUUGCUAUUAAAACCUACGUUAUGACAUAUAAGAUAACAUCAAGUUAUUGCUAUAUAUUUAGUUUUCAAGGUGAAAGUCCCAGUUAGAAGUUUUUUGUUUGCAGUUCUCCUGCUCCAACUGUGAAAUACUGGUCUCUGAUAUAAGUAGAUUCUGCUUGUAACCUUUCUCUGGCAAUAGUUAGUUACCCUUGGUAAAUGAGGACUAUUUGCAUUUUUCUGCUUCAUAUUGUGUUUAGACACAUGUAGUGCAGACUUCAGAGUAAGCCUACUUGAGUUCACUGGCCCCCUGGGCCCAGUAAUCUAAUUAUCCUACCUGUCUUUCCCCAUCUGCUAAGUAAAGAUAGUAAGAGUACCUACCUUAUUAGGCUUAUUUGAGUGAAAUAGUGAAUAGCUUAUGUUUGGGACAUUGUAAUCUCUCACAAAACGUUAGUUGAUGCUCAUCUCAUAGUUGUUUUUCAGUUAUUAUUACCAACCUCUGGGGCUUACCAGCACCUGGUGUCCCUAUUCUUAGGCAUCGUCUCCAUCAUCUCUCUCCAUGUUCUGUUCUUACAAAGGCUAUAGGUAGGACUAGUGUAACUAGGCAUGCAUUGUAUGAUUUUUUUUUUACACAUCAUUUUUUAAUUAAGUUUAUUAAAACCUUAAUUAAAUAGAAUGCUCAAAGUUAACAUUAUUUAAUCUUCCAGCUUUUUUGGUUUGACCCUCCUUAACUAUAUUUCUAAAACUGAUUUCAGUGGUAGUUUUUUUCCUGCCUUAGAAGUUGAAAGUAUUACUUAUUCAGGUUUUUGGCAGUGCCUCAGAUCCUAAUUCUGAACAUGGGUUGAGUGAGAUAAUUAUGUAAAGGUACCAUGUCACCUGUAAAGAAUCAAAUAAAUGUAAUACAUGUUACUGAGUCAUUCUAGAUGUUGAAAGUAUGGAAGAUUCCGUAUUAAUUCUGAUCCCACUGUCCUUUGGUUUUCCUUCUGAUUGAAUCUCUGAUAUGAGCUUGUUUUGUUAUUAUUUACCUUUCUUAUUGAAGUUGGGUAUGGGAAUGGAGCAGAUGGUAUUAAGAAGCAGUUAUGGUUAAUCAAGAUUUAUUAUGGUGUGAUCAUCUUUCUUUGUUUUCCAUUCUGAUUUUUUUUCUGUUGGUUGAAUGAGCUAAUUCAGGAGGAGUAAAGUAGAUAUUCAAAAUAAUAAAUGGUUAUUUAAAGCCA